Messenger RNA from Eimeria necatrix, 936 nucleotides. RefSeq lists its product as hypothetical. Lineage: Eukaryota; Apicomplexa; Conoidasida; Eucoccidiorida; Eimeriidae. The record is from RefSeq and is a predicted model, not a curated record. Gene Ontology annotation, molecular function: protein binding. The transcript is spliced from 2 exons. The coding region runs from base 1 to 936 and encodes 311 amino acids.
AUGCUGCUGCCGAUGCUGCAGCAGCAGCAGCAGCAGCAGCAGCAAGCAGCAAUGGCUGCGGGCGAGUCCACCCUGUGGACGGCCGCGCAGUUCCCCCCCCAGCAGCAGCAGCAGCAGCAGCAGCAGCAGCAGCAGCAGCGGGAGCUGCCUGCAGCAGCAACUCCCUUCUCGCAGCUGCUGCGGGACUUGUGUGCUUCUUCGGAACUUGUCAGCAGCAGCAAACUGCUGUUUUUGUUGACUUUAAAAACAAUCCUCAGCAACUUGAACAAGCCGCAGCAGCAGCAGCAGCAGCAGCACAGAGUCCUCCGCAGCAGCAACCAAACCCUCAAGACCAAGUUGCUGCGCAUUGCUGCUGGCAAGGAGGCCCUCAAACUCAUAGGCUUCCAGCCCACAACAGCAGCAGCAGCAGCAGCAGCAGCAGGAACAGCAGCAGCAGCAGCAGCAGCAGGAGCGGCCGCAGCAGCGCCGGAAGGCACUACUGCAGCAGCAGCGCCAGCAGCAGCAGCAGCAGCAGCAGCAGCAGAUGAUGGCGAGGAGUGGUUUGUCUUCACUCUGUAUGACACACUAGACGAAGCAGAAGUGCAGCAGCAGCUGCAGCAGAAGCUAAAUGAGUUGGAGGCUUUUAUUGCUGCUGUUUCUCCUCCAGCUGCUGCUGCUGCUCCACCUGCAGCAGCAGCAGCAGCAGCAGCAGCAGCACCCCAAGCCGCCGUCUCUCCAGCAGCAUCGCAAGCAGCAGCGGCAAUCGCAGCCAUGCUGCAGCAGCCGCAGCAGCAGCAGCAGCAGCAGCAGCAGCAGCAGCAAAGCCCGCAGCAACGCUUCCAGUUUCAGAUGCAGCAGCUAGAGGCCAUGGGCUUUACAGACAGAGACAGAAAUAUUGCGGCCUUGGAGGCAGCAAACGGCAACAUCAACGCAGCCAUCGACAGGCUAGUGCAGUAG